Messenger RNA from Leptonychotes weddellii (Weddell seal), 1886 nucleotides. The record is from RefSeq and is a predicted model, not a curated record. NCBI's taxonomy places the organism in Eukaryota, Metazoa, Chordata, Mammalia, Carnivora, Phocidae.
AUGCCAAGUGACAAGACCACUGGGGGAGGAGAUGACUCCGUCAACACCGUCCUCAGUGAGACCGGGGCUGACGGGCAUGUGUCCGGCGCAGCAUUUGUAGACCUCCAACCCACAGUUGUUGAAGUUCACACCAGCCCCCAUCACCAGCUCCUCCACCCCGCACAGCUCAUCACAGGCAAGGAAGGUGCUGCCGUAACUGUGCCCGAGGGCACCACACCAUCGGUUUCCACAGCUGUGGUUGAGCCCUACAACUCCAUGCUCAUGACCCACACCACCCUAGAGUGCUCUGAUUGUGCCUUCAUGGUAGACAACGAGCCCAUCUGUGACGUCGAACCGGAGGCUGAAAGGGGACCCUCGCCACGACAAACACGGCUGCCCGCCCGUCGUAUCGUGGCGGACGUGGUUCCCAAAGAUGUCCAUGCUGCCGCUGCUGCCAUCAAGACCAAGCACACCACCCAGUUUGUGGACUGGUGCCCCAGUGGCUUCAAAGUUGGCAUGAAUUACCUGCCUCUGACUAGGGUACCUGGUGGAGACCCGGCCAAAGUACAUAUUUGUUACCACGAGGUCACUGUCCCCAACAGUCAGCAGUCCCUGGCUCUUCCCACUGCCGCCAGAGUGCCUCUUGACCCCAGCGUCACGGUGACUGGAAGCAUUGCUUUUAUCCCUCAGAAGACACAAGCCCAGAAAGAAGAUGGUUUUCCUGGCUCUCAGUUUGAAGUUUUAACCUCUCAUAAGAAAGGUAAGGAUUCUAACUAUUCAAAACCAGAAUAUAUUGCUGGAUUUUUAAAAUAUGGAUUUAAUGCCAUUCUCAGUGAAAGCUUGGGCAGUGAGAGAGAUGUGCCAGAUACCAGGAAUAAAAUGUGUCUUCAAAAACAUUACCCAGCCAACCUACCCACUGCCAGUGUGGUUAUUUGCUUCCACAAUGAGGAAUUUAACGCCUUGUUUCGGACCAUGUCUAGUGUCAUAAACCUCACGCCACAACACAUCCUUGAAGAAAUUAUUUUGGUAGAUGACAUGAGCAACUUUGAUGAUUUGAAAGAGAAACUAGACCAUCGCCUGGAAAUUUUUCGGGGCAAGAUUAAAUUAAUAAGAAACAAAAAGAAAGAGGGACUGAUCCGAUCAAGGCUGAUUGGAGCCUCUCGUGCUUCAGGGGAUGUUCUGGUGUUCCUGGAUAGCCACUGCGAGGUGAAUCAUGUGUGGCUACAGCCCUUGCUGCACGCCAUUGCCAAGGACCCCAAAAUGGUGGUGUGUCCUCUGAUAGAUCCCAUUGACUAUGAGACCCUAGAAUACCGGCCCUCUCCAGUCAUAAGGGGUGCUUUCAACUGGCAUCUAGAAUUUAAAUGGGAUAAUGUUUUCUCUUAUGAGAUGGAUGGACCAGAAGGACCCACUAGACCCAUCCGGUCACCUGCAAUGGCUGGAGGAAUUUUUGCUAUAAAUAGGCAUUAUUUUAAUGAGAUUGGACAGUACGACAGGGACAUGGAACUCUGGGGAACAGAAAAUUUGGAACUUUCACUAAGGAUCUGGAUGUGUGGAGGCCAACUCUUUAUACUCCCCUGCUCUCGAGUGGGACACAUCAAUAAGCCGCACUUUCCAAAUCAACCUGGGCUUGUAAAAGCCGUGACAUAUAACAAUCUCAGAUUGGUGCAUGUUUGGCUGGAUGAAUACAAGGAGCAGUUUUUUUUACGGCGACCUGGUCUGAAAUCUGUUGCCUACGGAAACAUUAGUGAGCGUGUUGAAUUGAGGAAACGACUGGGUUGCAAAUCAUUUCAGUGGUAUUUGGAAAAUGUCUUCCCAGAACUGGAGACAUCUAAGGGCAGCCAAUGAAAAGGAAACAAAUCAUUUUCAUUAAUGAAGGGCUAAAAAUCCCCCUAGGUCUUCAACACAGA